Molecule: messenger RNA, 3568 nt
Organism: Mustela erminea (ermine)
Lineage: Eukaryota; Metazoa; Chordata; Mammalia; Carnivora; Mustelidae
Exons: 2
Coding region: 2456-3499 (347 amino acids)
Source: RefSeq, a predicted model, not a curated record
UGCUCCGCAGGGGUCUGCUGCUCUCCCUCUGGCCCGUGCUGUCUCUCUCAAAUAAAUCUUAAAAGAGAAAGAAAAGAGAAGAGGAGAGAUCCUGUUCUCUUAUCCAGCUUCUCCCGGAGAGCCACGAGUCUAUCGUUGGCAUCGGUACAGUCAAGCUACAAGGCAUUUUGGGGUCCUCUUUUGAAUAUGGGGACCUGUGGGCUGCCCAGCUUCUGCAUCUGGGAGACACACUGGGGCCACCUGCUGGGGCUGAAGGACAGGGAACAAGUCACUGCCCUGUGAGGAAGUACGGUUUCCAUGGGAACAGCAAAUGCACUCCUGGGAGCUGCAGAGAAAGUCAGGUCCCCCGUCCCUGCUCGUGGGAUUCGCAAGUUUUAAAGACUGAACUUACAUGGCCCCCGAAAUACUGUCCCACCGCGAAGGGGUGAGAGUGAGGGGCAGCCGCCGUUGCUCGGAGAACCACCCUCCUCACCGCCCCCCCAGCCGCUCACCUGUGACGCAUGCCGGCUCGCAGGGAAUGUCUCGGCUCUGUGACGCCAGCCAGCCAGCAAUGACUCACCAGGAAGGAGGGCUUGGCUCCUGCCACCACCUCCGCCGCACCCCUCCAGGGGCCACGCUGCCCAGCGCCAGCUCAGACAGGGCUGCUCAGAGGACAGAGCCCGCCAGAACCGCAGCCCCCAACCCUCCAGGGCAGGGGAGCCCCAGGCAACACCAUCCCAGCAGCGCGCCAGGCCUGCAGUGUGGCCACUGGCAAAUGAUCACCAAGAAUCGACGUGUGAGCCCCCAGUGGGACCGCAGUCGCUGUGUGGGUCUUUAAGUCCCCCUUUCUCCCUGCGCCGCCCCCUACCGCAGAAAGCAGGUCCAGAGCCCUGGGGGUGCCCGUUGCUGCCUGGACACCAGGGCUGGGAGCUGGGAGGUCGUGGCCCCUGCGUGUCUCUCCCUGUGUGGUGCGCGCUGUCUGAAGACCCCGCCAGUUGCGAGCAGAGGUCUGGCAGGAGGACCAGUACAUGUCCCCACGGGGUCCGGCACAGACAUGACGAGACCUGGCCCGAGUCUCGCUCCUUGCAGACUGCACGGCCUCGGGUGCAGGCCCCACACGUGGUUUAAUGCUGCGAGGUGGCUAACUGGGUUUGCGCGGGAGCGCCCUCGGCCUGCCCAGGCUCGUGGCAGCCUGACCCAGGUCCCCGGCCUCUGGCCCUGCCCUGCUCUGCAGUCUCUCCUGAGGGCUCAGUGUGAACCGCAGACCUGACCCCUUGUUCACCUCCCAGAGCACCGUCAGGAGCUGCCCUCUGCCCUGGGGGAGCUCCCAGACUCUUCCUGCCCACUCUGGGCCCUGCGUGUUGACCUUGCUCCCCUGCAGGCUGACGCCCGGGAUGGAUCAGUGCCGUCCUGCCCCAGCCUUCUCACGGCCGUGUUUUGCUCCUUACUUACUUGAGCACGUGGCUUGUCUUUUUGGAUUCUUGCUCAUUUGAACCAGAAAAUGUGCUGUCACUGUACAUAUUUGAAUUGGUGUUUUGCUCCCCCGGCUCGGCUUAACCAUGAACUCAGAAGUGACGCAGUCUGUGUCAGAGCGAUUAGGAGUGAGCGUUUACUUUGUCACAAGCCGGUGUCAUGAUAUCUGUGAAAGGGCAGCUUCUGGAUGAAAUUUAAGGUGAUUGUCAAGACAGCAGAUUAACCAUGUUGAGUUUUGAGAUGUUGAAACAGUUUCAGACUAAUCUGUUACAUUCCUCACUGCGGGUGUUAUAUUACACAUUUUCCUUAUUUCUGAGUUGAGAAAUACAAAAAUUCAGUGGGGGAAAGAUACUGUAAAAUUCAUGGAAUUAUUAACGUAUUCAGAAGACUUGAAGUAUCCCCCCCCCCCCGCCUUUUUUUAAAGUAAGCUGUAGGCCCAACGUAGGGCUUGAACUCACAACCGGAGACCAAGGGUUGCAUGCAGUCCCCACUGAGCCGGCCAGGCACCCCUAAGUGUGUGAUCUUUAUAGCAGUCCUGCCGAGUGAGAAGGCAGCCGCAGUGUCUCCAGCAGGUGCAUGGGGAGGCCUUGGGGUGGGGGUGGGGCGGGCUGAGGGCCCUGCGUGGGCCGGGAGCACACACAGACCCUGAUAGCACCUUUCUGGUUUGUCCACCUCUGGAGGACCUUCUGCGUCUGACCUUUCUGGGCAGCAUUUUUACACCGGGAAAGGUUUUUAUUUAUUUGAGAGAGAGCACAAGUGGGGGGGGAGGGGGAGAAGCAGACCCCCCACUGAGCAGGGAGCCUGACGCGACCCCGGGAACAUGACCUGAACUGAAAGCAGUCGCUUCGGCACCUGAGCCCCGCAGGCCCCCCGGAAAGGAUUUCAGACGGAAGAGCCUGGCGCGCGCGUGGACCUGAGUUCCUGUGCCCCUUGCUCAGCUGCUCGUGGUACUGGGACCCCAGCCCGGGCUCCGCGCUGAGGACGCUCAGGACCCUGCCUCCCCAUGUCCCUGCCUGCUCAGGUCCAGCCCGGGGCCCCUGUAGUGUUUAGUUGUCCUUUGUUCCCAGCUGUAACCUGCGGCUGUCCCUCCCAAGACGGGCCCCUGCAGGGGGCGCGAGUGUGUGGUGAGAGGCUCCUGCGCUCUAGGCAGGCGUUCCGAGGGGGGACGCUGGGUCUCCUCGGGCACCACGUCCAAGGCCACUGGCACCUUCCUGUGGAUGGUGCUGACCUCGAGCCCUGGUCUGGGUGGCACUGCUGGGUCCCUCCCCCAACCACGGUCAGGUUGCUGCUCUGCACCUGGAGAGGGGAAGGGGCCUGUGAUGCUGUCCGGGGCCUUGGGGGGACCUUGUCUACACACGGGGGACCUCCCCUUCCCUCCAUCGCCCUCCGCCGGACUGCAGUUCCCCUCCCGAAGCCCUGCUCUGCCCCCUCACUCCAGCCGGUGCAGCCUCGUGGGGUGGUGGUUCAGUCUGCGAGGACUUUGUCGCUCACUUUCUGGGGCUGCCCCCGGGAGUGCAUCCAGGCUUUCUCCUGGGCUUGGGGCCUGCCUGUGCCUCUUGGGGGACGCGCCUUUCCCACCUGGUGCCCAGGCUGUCCCGGCUGUCCCCGCUUCUCUUGUGUUUUCUGUGCCUCAGCCCUGGAACCCGCCAUUCCUCCGAGGAGCCUAGUUCCUUUUCAGAGCCCUGCGGAGGAGAGAACCAGGGCUGAGGAACGGCUGUGCAAACCCGGAUUUAAAUCCGCCAAGGAGCUGUGGCCCGCCCAGCCCUCACCCCUGCUCCGAGGGCCUGUCUCUCCACAUGGGUUCUCUGGGGCGGGGGCCUCCUGGCGGUGCUUGGUUUUCCGCCGGGCGUGCGUGGGCAGCUGCCGUGGAGAGUGCCCGGGCCACUGCAGGGUCCCCGGCGGCUGCGGAGGUGCAUCUCGUCCGCGACGACUGUGCCGCUGCCGCUGCCGCUUUUCCACCUGGGUCCUCCUCCCUGCCUUCGGCCGGAGGCCUGCUCCUCCUCAGCCGGCUUUGUGUCCCCUCCGUUCCUCCUGGGUCACCCUGUGAACCCUGGCCGUGCACGGUCUGUGCCCUGGGGGCCGUUGCCUGGCCUGCGGUAAUGGGGUACCACAGGGG